Messenger RNA from Pipistrellus kuhlii (Kuhl's pipistrelle), 3878 nucleotides. It is a transcript of the gene NIBAN1, whose product is annotated as niban apoptosis regulator 1. The record is from RefSeq and is a predicted model, not a curated record. The coding region runs from base 335 to 3085 and encodes 916 amino acids. The transcript is spliced from 14 exons. NCBI's taxonomy places the organism in Eukaryota, Metazoa, Chordata, Mammalia, Chiroptera, Vespertilionidae.
CCAAGGUGUUCCCGGGCCGCCCCGAACCGCUAGGAACAAGAGGCAGAAGUCAGCCAAAGGGAAGGCCGGGGAAGCUCUUCCAGACCAGACAUCCAUCCCCCGGGGCCUCGGCGGCGGCGGAGGGCGGGCCGGCUCCCAGCUCCCGGAGGGCGCGGGCCGGAGGAGGAGGCGGAGGCGUCCCCGAAGGCGGCGCCUGUCGGAGGAAGUUGGCCCUUUAACUGGUGCCGAGCCCCUGGCCGGCCCGUCGCACCGCCGACAGCAGCGAGCAGCGGGCGCCAGCGGAGCCGGGAGCCGAACGCGCCGCCGGGGGAGCUCAGCCCCGCGCCCCGCAGCCAUGGGCGCCGCGGCCUCCAGCCAGCUGGACGAGGGCAAGUGCGCCUACAUCCGAGGGAAAACUGAGGCCGCUAUAAAAAACUUCAGUCCCUUCUACAGUCGCCAGUACUCUGUGGCCUUCUGCAAUCAUGUGCGCAGUGAAGUAGAACAACAAAGAGAUCUAACAUCACAAAUUUUGAAGACCAAGCCACCAUUGGAUCCUGGGACCGUUUUGUAUGAAGCAGAACUAUCCCAGUUUGCCGAAGAUCUAAAGAAAUGGAAGGAGAGAUAUGUGGUGGUUAAAAAUGAUUUUGCUGUGGAGAGCUACGAGAACAAAGAGGCCUAUCAGAAAGGAGCUGCUCCUAAAAGCCGAAUCCUUCCAGCGGGUGGCAAAGUGUUAACCUCCGAAGAGGAAUACAACCUAUUAUCUGACAGGCAUUUCCCAGACCCGCUUGCGUCCAGUGAGAAGGAGAGCGCGCCGCCCUUUGUGGUGCCGCCGAAGGAGUUCCCGGUGUACCUGUGGCAGCCGUUCCUCAGGCACGGCUACUUCUGCUUCCCCGAGGCCGCCGAGCAGAGGAAGUUCCAUGCCCUCCUGAGUGACUGCAUCCGGCAUCUGAACCAGGAUUACAUGAAGCAGACCACGUUCGAAGCCCAAGCCUUUUUGGAAGCCGUGCAGUUCUUCCGGCAGGAGAAAGGUCACUACGGCUGCUGGGAAAUGAUGGCCGGGGAUGAAAUCCAGAUCCUGAGCCACAUGGUGAUGGAGGAGCUGCUGCCCACCCUUCAGGCAGACCUGCUGCCUAAAAUGAGGGGGAAGAAGAACGACAGGAAGCGGGCCUGGCUCGGGCUCCUCGAGGAGGCCUACAACCUGGUGCAGCAGCAGGUGUCAGAGGGACUGAGCGCCUUGAAGGAGGAAUGCAGAGCUCUGACCAAGGGCCUGGAAGGAACCAUCCGUUCUGACAUGGAUCAGAUAGUCAACUCCAAGAACUUCUUAACUGGGAAGAUCAAAGCGAUGGUGGCCCAGCCAGCGGAGAAAAGCUGUGCGGAGAGCGUGCAGCCAUUCCUGGCGUCCAUUCUGGAGGAGCUCAUGGGGCCCGUGAGCUCAGGAUUCAGUGAAGUGCGCUCCCUCUUUGAAAAGGAAGUGGACAAACUCAGCCAGAACUUCCAGACCAGCAAGGACAAUGCCCAGCUAAAGGAGCACCUGGACCGGCUUAUGAGUCUCCCCCUGGAUUCUGUGAAGAUGGAACCUUGUUACAUCAAAGUCAACCAGCUCGAGGAGCGCCUGCAGGAUCUCAAGAGCCGCUUCCGAUUCCCCCACGUGGACCUGGUGGUGCAGCGGACACAGAACUACAUGCAAGAGCUCAUGGAGAAUGCUGUAUUCACUUUUGAGCAAUUGCUUUCCCCACAUCUCCAAGGAGAGGCCUCCAAAACAGCCAUCGCCAUUGAGAAGGUGAAGCUCCGAGUCUUAAAGCAAUACGAUUAUGACAGCAGCACCAUCCGGAAAAGGAUAUUUCAAGAGGCCCUCGUUCAGAUCACACUUCCCACCGUGCAGAAGGCCCUGGCGUCCACCUGCAAACCGGAACUUCAGAAAUAUGAGCAGUUCAUCUUCGCUGAUCACACCAACAUGAUCCAUGUGGAGAACGUGUACGAGGAGAUUUUACAUCAGAUGCUCCUUGAUGAAACCCUGAAAGUGAUAAAGGAAGCUGCCAUCCUGAAGAAACACAACCUGUUUGAAGACAACGUGGCCUUGCCCAGUGAGAGCGUGUCCAGCCUGACCGACCUCAAGACCCCCGUGGGCUCCAACCAGGCCAGCCCCGCCCGGCGGGCCUCGGCCGUUCUGCUGGGCGCUGCCCACGGUGAGGCCCCGAGUAACGACGUGUUCCCGGAGCCAGAGGAGAAGCAGCUGCCUGGGGCCCCUGGCCCGCCGGCCCCGGGAGAAAGCCUUUCCCUCCCGGGUGGGGAUGCGCAGGGGGUUCCUUCAGGCCCGGGGGACCCUGUCGUGAGCCCCGCGGCCGCAGAGGACACCGCAGGAGCCCGGGGCUCCCACACAUCGGAGCUGGAGUUUGCAGCGGGGACUCCUGCGGAUGGAGAAGCCGCCGCCCCCCAGGAGCCGCCAUCCAUCUCUGCCUCGUGCUCCUUGCAGGAGCUCAGAAAUCUGUUGACCGUGACCGUCGAAGUACCCGUGGCGCCUGCCACCCUCGAGACUGAAAAAGAUGCCCAUCAGGAGACCCCUGUUCCCCAAGAAAUGGAAAAAGAGGAGGAAACGACCCAAAUCCACACGGAGGUCGCUCCAGCAGCCGCCUCCCGUCAGGACGCCAGUGAAGACGGUGGAGUCAGGGAGAAGGAGGCCCAUGCUCCAGCUGUCGAGGCAGAGGCCGAGGCCGAGGCAGGGGCGGCUGGGGUGGAGUCAGGGGGAUGUGCAGAGGCUCAGCCAGCCUGCGGGGGGCUCAGCCAGGCCCCCAGCGGCCCAGGCCCCACAGAAGAGCAGGCAGAGGCCGGGGAUCCCACUGGGAGGGACGCCCAUGAAGGAGGUAAGGCCAUGCCAGAGGGAGGCUGCAUUUUAAAUUCUGACCCCAUGGGCCCCGGGGAGAGCCAGGGCUCCGUGGAAGAAGCGGUCGGAGGGACCAGUGGCCCGGCCCAGGCUGCUGAGGAGGUUAAGAGUCCCCGUGUGUACGAGUGUCAGUGGGUGGUGGAGGACGUGCCAAACACCGACAUCCUAGGUCCACAGAAGGAGGAUGCGAGGGAGAGUCCCCCAGAGCAGCCCUCGGAGGAGUGAAAGGGACCAUUUGGCAAAAGUGUCUCUAUGAGCAAACCCAGCCAACGGGUUCAUGAUGGGUACACUUAGGGGUGCAUGGGACUGUUAAAAAAGACAAAAAAGAAAAAAAAAAGUAUUACGUCCUUCCUUAACUUGUAGAAUGAAAUCAGAGGGGCUGCACACGGGGCGUGAGCACGGAGGCAAGCCCUGUGGGAUGGAGCUGCUCUGCCAUGAGUGACCGCUUUAGCAUUUUCGUAGGCAGCUGAGGGUGCCCCGGGGAGGGAGUGGGGACAGAGAAAAGAGCAGGAGCAUGGUUUUCAAUACACUCUCCGUUUCUUCUAACGCACUUCAAGGCAUUUCCAUUCUUUGUAAGAACGCAAAUCGAUGCUGUAACCCCCACUUCACCGUCUCCUAUACGGACUUCACUGUCUCUUAGGGACGCGGCCUUUGCCCACGGUCAGGCUGCAGGGAAGGGUGGGUGGUGGACCCAGGCACCACAGCUGUGGGCAGCCCCACGGGGCCUGAGAGCUCGGGGAAGCUGGGCAGAAGCAGGGGAAGGCUGUGGUCUGUGCAACCGUCUGUGCCUGGUACUGAAUCUGCUCUCAAUGCCCUGUGAAUUGAUUCGUUAAUUCUUAUUCAUUAAUCACCUUUAGGGGAAACUCAGAUGAAAAUUACCCUGGCAUAUUUUAAGCAUUCCAAAUUAGCCUUAAAUUGUGCAGAUAAAGAGCUUAGCUGAAUUAUUGGGCAUAAAGUCUACCAAUUAAACACAUGUUAUCGAAACAGAUACUCUAUGCCACAAGCUGUGUUAGGCCUC